Molecule: messenger RNA, 1691 nt
Organism: Owenia fusiformis
Lineage: Eukaryota; Metazoa; Annelida; Polychaeta; Sabellida; Oweniidae
Source: the annotation of a GenBank genome assembly
ACUUUUGAGAAAAAACGUAACGUUAUAUACCAUAGAGCAGUACAUGGUUCUAAAACAUCUAAAAGUCUAAAUAUUUCGAAAUGGUCUGUAACGUAUUAAAGGUCGCUUACAAAAUGAUUGAUUUAAAGCAAUGUUUCAUAAAAUGUGUCUUAGUCGCAGGAAUACUAAUGGCUAUUGUGAAAAUUAUCGUCAUUCAAAGUUCAGUUGAGAAACAUCCAAGAUUUAAGCAAAUAAAAAGUAUCAAUUACUCGAGUUACAGAACACAACAAGAGCAGAGAGAUAUCUCAAGACACAAAAUAUGGGAUUCCUUACGAUGCGCAAGUAUUGCCAAAAUGCAAAAGAAGCCUACAUUGAAACCGCGGGAGGCAGACUCGAAUGUUCCACCUGAGCUUUAUCAUUUGAACUGGACUAAUAGUUUUCUUGAUGCUUACAAAGUUGUCAAAUGGCCGAAAUGGGAUAUUUGCAAAGUGCGAGAGGAGGAGAAUCUUCUAUUGCUGUUUGUCAUCAGUCACAAAGCCGCUAAACCUAUGCGAGAUGCAAUUAGGAACACAUUCGGUUCAGUAAAGAAAUUUUCAAGCUGGCAGAUUCGAACCGUAUUUCUAUAUGGCGAUGCAAACAAUUCAGUCCUUCCCAAUGAAAUAGAUGAAGAUCUUCUAAUCGGCAAUGUCCCCGAUGGUUAUCAACAUAUGACAGAAAAGGAUGCAUUUGGUUUUAAAUGGAUUCAACUAUACUGUCCAAGAGCAAAGUAUGUUUUCCGAAUAACACAUGAUGUAUUUGUAAACCUCACUAAAGUGAUAAACUAUCUUAAUGAUAUACUCGAGCAAAACGUCACGAGACUUUAUCAUGGUCAUCCAGUGUAUAACUCCACGAUUCGUCAUGGUGGUAAAUCAAAACUUUUGAGCCCUACACAUAUGCAAUGGAAAAUCAGUUAUCCAACGUACAUCGCAGGCUGUGGCAUACUCUUCAGCCAAUCGGUGAUACGGGAUCUGCAUUUCUUAUUGUGCAAAUUACCGAUAUGUUUCCCCGAUGAUACAUACUUUGGCGCUUUAAUGGAAGUACUCGGAGUGCCAGCUACUGGACAUAAAAAGUAUGUGUUACGGUUCUAUGACAAAGAGGAAGUCCGUUUGGGACAAGAUCCGAAAAAUGUAGCUGUUGUUAUACAUACGAAAACCACACUCGUCCAUUAUUACAAUGUAUCGUAUCCUAUUAAUAUACAAAAACUUUUGUGGGAGGUAUAUUUAGACAAGGAUCCACCAAUUACUCCAAAACGCAAUACUCCAGAACUCAAUUCUCCAAAGCGAUAUACUAGUUCUUCAAAACUCAAUACUCCAAAACGCAAAACGCAAAAUGUUAAACUGAAGAAUACUCCAACAUUCAAUAGUAGUACUGCAAAACUCAAUACUCAAAAACUCAGUCCUCAAAAACCCAAUACUAGUGCUGUUAAACUGAAGAAUACUCCAACACUCAAUAGUAGUACUGCAAAACUCAAUACUCAAAAACUCAAACUCAGUCCGCAAAAAAACCAUACUAGUGCUGCUAAACUGAAUACCCCAAAACUCAAUAGUAGUACUGCAAAACUCAAUACUCAAAAACGCAAUUCUCAAAAACUCAAUCCUCAAAAACCCCAUCCUCGUGCUGCUAAACUGAAUACUCCAAAACUUAAUAUUAGUACUCCAAAACUCAAUAUUUAA